AAAGGAGGCAACACUAACGAGCCGGAAAGCUCUCCUGUCCACCGGGACUCUCCGAUCAUCUCCUCAUCAUCAUCGGUGUCAUCUUCGUCCUCGUCAAGCUUCGGUCCGUGUCCUCCACGAAGCAGUACAGCACCAGGUCCAGCACACGUCUAUCCAAAAGCCUCGAUUGCCUUGCCUCCUCCGCACUCGCCUUCUGUCAAUCCCUCAUCCUCCAAUUCAGCAAUCUCGCAAUUUUUGUCCACUUCGAGCUCUUGCAUUACAUCCCCGACUGCUGCGGCUGUUGCCAUGGCGAGUAGCCGCAAUCUACUCGCCAAGCCACGGUCGUCAUUGCUUUUACAAUCUCAUUCACCAUCGCUACCGGUACAGGCGCCAGAGAUGCGCAGACUAGCAGGACUCUCCUCGCCCGACUCCGGGACAGGAUUUCCCAUGUUUGCAGCCCAGGGUCUAGGAAGAUCGGCCGCCGCCGGGUUGCACAUGCUCGCGGCUCCUGCUGUGAGCAGUUGCCCCGUGGAUACGAGCACAGAGUCGACGAGCAACCCGAUUGCCUCAAUGUUCAUGCCAGCCUCCUCAUUGCAGGUGGGUCAGCGACUGACUGCCGGCAUCUUUCCGUGA
Protopolystoma xenopodis is the source of this 612-nucleotide messenger RNA. NCBI's taxonomy places the organism in Eukaryota, Metazoa, Platyhelminthes, Monogenea, Polystomatidea, Polystomatidae. The record is from the annotation of a GenBank genome assembly.